AUGGUCUUUUUUAAUCUUUGGUCUGUGCUGCAGUGGUAUCUGAGACCUUUUAUAAAAUGGUUUUUAAGAAAAACAACACGGCUAUGCGAGCUUCAGAGAAUAUGCUAUGGAGAUAAGGCUGGAGCCGAAAGAACCUGCAAUAUUGAAAAAUCAUUGAUGUUGUCGAGAACUCAAGAUGUUAAGGAUGUUGUUUCAUUUUUAGACUUAGUAGUUAAGGAGCGAAGGUUUCAUUCGUCAAAUUUUCACGAAAUACUCGAUCCAUCAAUAAACAUAAUUUUAAGAGUUAAAAAGAUAAACCCAAAACUUCAUGAUGUUUUUGUGCCUUCAUUUAGGAAAAGCUUACAACAAAUUUGGAGUUACCGACAAUUAAUCGACGAAAUAGAAGAUCUUCGUCGAACACAAUUUGAUAGUAACAAUAUUGAACAUGAAGAAAAAUUAUUGAAAUUGUGGGAUUUAUUAGUUCCCAACAAUCCUUUAGAAGCUCGAGUGACAAAAGAGUGGCAAUACAUUGGAUUUCAGGGUGAUGACCCGAAAACUGAUUUCCGUGGAAUGGGACUUUUAGGAUUAGAAAAUUUACUCUUUUUUGCUUCUGAAUACCCUGAAGUAUCGAGCCAUGUACUGAGUCAUUCAAGGCAUCCAAAAUAUGGGUACACUUUUGCUAUAGUGGGCAUAAACUUAACAUCAAUGGCUUAUUAUCUUCUUAAGGAUGGAUCUGCAAAAACAUACAUGUUUAAUGCCAAGCAGUAUUUGCCCAGUGUAAAUUUAUUUCAUAAAUUUUACUGUUAUCUCUUCUAUGAAUUUGACAAACUGUGGAUAGAAUCUAAGCCUGAAAAUAUAAUGGAGUUUUCAGUUAUUUUCAAAAAAUUUGAGAAUGCCAUUCAAACUGAAUUAGCUGAUCCAGCAUCUGUGUUCAGAAUAAACAUUGAAGUGGAUACUGUUUAAUAAUUGAAACUAGUCAUUAUUUUUAUUUAAUAGACCAAUCUAUGAGCACAUACAUGUGUUAGUGUGUAUAUGUUAUAUACAAUUUAGUAAAUACAAUUUUUAAUAAUUUAGAUAAGUAUAACUGAGCACAUUUGACUCAAAAUUUAUUGUAUUACAUAACAUAUUUUGUACAAUCCAUAUAGACAAUAGCUAAGGUGGUUUGCAAAUAUUGGUAGUUGUCAUACUUCCCUUUGUUCAUGAGUUCUAACUAUAAUAUAUAAUUAUUAUAAUAUAAGGAAAUAGAGAUCUCAA
Molecule: messenger RNA, 1233 nt
Organism: Melitaea cinxia (Glanville fritillary)
Lineage: Eukaryota; Metazoa; Arthropoda; Insecta; Lepidoptera; Nymphalidae
Product: ELMO domain-containing protein 2
Exons: 2
Coding region: 1-942 (313 amino acids)
Molecular function (GO): GTPase activator activity
Source: RefSeq, a predicted model, not a curated record